Molecule: messenger RNA, 140 nt
Organism: Microthlaspi erraticum
Lineage: Eukaryota; Viridiplantae; Streptophyta; Magnoliopsida; Brassicales; Brassicaceae
Source: the annotation of a GenBank genome assembly
AUGACUAUGAAGGACAACAUGACGAAACGGUCUCAAUCCAAGGGAGGAACAUCAAAUGGACCAAAUUUGGGAACCGGAAGAGGUAAGGAGUCCGAAAUGUACCUCUGUGACUCCAGAUUGAGGAAACUCACUUGUAGUGU